UUUCGGUUGGAGCAGUGCCGGUGCCCGACGUGGCCCACACAGGGGCAAAGGCUGCAGAGGCAACUGCUUCAGAACUUGCUGCCGUGCAUCGUUCCGCCUUACGAACGAAUUAGGGAAAAAGAGGACAGAUCACGCCUGAUAGUCUGGCAAAAACUGUGCGCCCUAGUGUCUGUACACACUGCAAGGGCUUCUUUAAGCCAGUCUUCAGCUACAGACUGCGCCAACGGCCUAGCACUAAGGGUCCCCCGGCGAGUAGCGAGUUCCAGCUGGUCAGCCAAGGCUCCCGCUUUCGUGAAAAAAAAUGGCCAAUUUCUUUUGUCAUGUUUGUCAUUUUUUCGCACCUGCCGUACCUGGCAGUCAGAAAUGGGAACACUCUUUCCUACCCUUUUAUACCAUUUUAGACCUGCAUUCACACAUAUUCAAGGCUAUUUUUCAUUGAUGCGUAGAUUCAUUUUUUGCGUCAAAUCUUAAAGGGGAAGCAUUUAUCUGCAUUUAUCUGCAAGCUGCCUCUGGAUGCUGGCUUCAAAUAUGUGCAAAUUUUCGUCAUGCUUUUCCCAGUUUGACUGAGAUGAUUCAUGACCACGAUUGGUUUCUGAUGGGUUGAAAUCACUAAUUAAGCCGCUUUUUGUUGGGAUGUUUGAAGUAUCGUAAUUGCUGAAUCUUGGCCAAAGAACCUCCCAGCACAACUUUGUGAUAGCCUCUCAUUGAGCGCAAACACAUACGGACAAAGAAUGUCGCUUUGGCAUUAGAGAAUUCAAAACCGAUGUGGUAUCAAAUUGUGUCAAAGGUAGUAACUUCACUUUUUCUCCCUGUGGCUGCUGUGGCUGUGGCUGGUGGCAGGCUGAGAAGACCAUGCAAGCUCCAACAUGGCAUCAGUCUGAAUCAAACAAGUGUCGAGCCCGUCGAGCCCGUCGCACCAAGCAUCAGUUUUGGUGUAAAAAGCGUCUCCAGGCUCUAUACAGUCUCGAAAAGGGGCUGCGAACAGUCGCCAGCAACGACUCCGACCAAUGCAGUUCUCGCUCCAAAGUUUCUUUUGCUGCCCGUCAAAGCAUUCAAUGCAUUCGCCGAAACGUUGGGUACCCGUAAGAUUGGCCCAGGAGCAAUACGAAUUCUGGCGUAUCUGCAUGACAAUCUGUACGUCAUGUGCCACUUUUCAACAGUUUCAGCCUUUGCUUCACAGGACGUUGCCAAGAGUGCCUUUGGUUUCCGUCAAUGAUAUUGCAACACAUCUGCACAGUCUUGCAGGAAGGUGACUUUAAAUUUCUCAGAUUUAUCGUUAAGGUAGGACAUCUUAUGACGGAACCAUGGAACCAUUGUGAUAGAAAACUUUUUAUUCGCGAGACAGGACAGAUCUGUACAGGACACCUGGCAAAGAACCGGAAUCUGGACACCUUGGCCCUGAGACUUUUCUGCAUCGACUUCCUCGACUUCCUCGGCUUCCUCGACUCUUGGCUGUGUGAUUUGACCGAAAUUUGAAAGAGAGCUGAUUGACUACUGCAAAGUGUGUCUGGCUUUGGAAGCUGGAACUUGUGCGUUUCCACUGCCAGGGGUGACUGGAACACGGUGCGGAUCACGUGAAUCACGUGAAUCACGUGGACCAUGUGACGUGGAUCACAUCGAUCACGAUCUGAUCGGGGUAGAAAAAGUGCGUCGAAGGGAACUUGGUGCCGUUGAGGCGGCGAAAGGAUCUGUCUUCGGCCC
Cladocopium goreaui is the source of this 1701-nucleotide messenger RNA. NCBI's taxonomy places the organism in Eukaryota, Dinophyceae, Suessiales, Symbiodiniaceae. The record is from the annotation of a GenBank genome assembly.